GCGGCGGGGCGGGCGCCCCGACAUGGCGGCCCGGAGCGCCCCGAACUGCCACCUGCGGCUCGAGUGGGUGUACGGCUACCGGGGCCACCAGUGCCGCAACAACCUCUACUACACGGCGGCCAAGGAGAUCGUGUACUUCGUGGCGGGCGUCGGCGUGGUGUACAGCCCGCGGGAGCAUCGGCAGAAGUUCUACCGGGGCCACAGCGACGACAUCAUCAGCCUUGCAUUGCAUCCUGAACGAGUACUGGUAGCAACAGGACAAGUUGGGAAAGAACCUUACAUCUGUGUUUGGGAUUCAUACACUGUGCAGACCGUAUCAGUUCUAAAGGAUGUCCAUACACAUGGUAUAGCUUGCUUAGCAUUCGACGUAGAUGGACAGCGCCUGGUUUCAGUUGGACUCGAUUCAAAGAAUGUAGUUUGUGUUUGGGAUUGGAAAAGGGGGAAAAUGUUAUCUAUGGCUCCUGGUCACACAGAUAGAAUAUUUGAUAUUUCUUGGGAUUUGUUCCAGCCAAAUAAACUUGUCAGCUGUGGUGUAAAACAUAUCAAGUUCUGGAGCUUAUGUGGAAAUGCUCUGACUCCAAAACGAGGGGUCUUUGGUAAGACUGGUGACCUUCAGACAAUACUGUGCCUGGCCUGUGCAAGGGAUGAAUUAACAUAUUCUGGUGCACUCAAUGGGGAUAUAUAUGUUUGGAAAGGAAUCAAUCUUACCCGAACAAUACAAGGAGCCCAUACUGCAGGAAUUUUUAGCAUGAAUGCUUGUGAAGAAGGCUUUGCUACUGGUGGCAGAGAUGGCUGUAUCCGUCUUUGGGAUUUAACUUUUAAACCAAUUACUGUGAUUGAUCUCAGGGAAACAGACCAGGGAUACAAAGGUUUGUCUGUGAGGAGUGUUUGUUGGCGAGGUGACCACAUUCUAGUUGGAACACAGGACAGUGAAAUUUUCGAAAUUGUGGUUCAUGAAAGAAAUAAACCUUUCCUAAUUAUGCAAGGGCAUUGUGAAGGUGAACUUUGGGCACUUGCCAUCCAUCCUACUAAACCUUUGGCCGUGACUGGAAGUGAUGAUCGUUCAGUCAGGAUGUGGAGUCUAGUAGAUCAUGCGCUAAUAGCAAGGUGUAAUAUGGGAGAACCAAUCCGCUGUGCAGCUGUAAAUGUAGAUGGAACCCAUCUUGCCCUUGGGAUGAAGGACGGCUCAUUCACUGUACUUCGAGUAAGAGAUAUGACAGAAGUUAUACGUAUUAAAGAUAAGAAGGAGGCAGUUCAUGAGUUAAAAUAUUCACCAGAUGGAACUUAUCUUGCAGUUGGAUGCAAUGACAGCUCAGUUGAUAUAUAUGGAGUUGCUCAGCGUUAUAAAAAGUUUGGGGAAUGUGUUGGAUCACUUAGUUUCAUUACUCAUCUCGACUGGUCCUCAGACAGUAGAUAUUUACAGACAAAUGAUGGAAAUGGUAAAAGACAUUUUUACAGGAUGCCAGGAGGAAAAGAAGUGACAAAUAAGGAAGAAAUAAAAGGUGUUCAUUGGGCUUCAUGGACAUGUGUUUCAGGCCUUGAAGUAAAUGGAAUUUGGCCCAAGUAUUCAGAUAUCAAUGAUAUAAAUUCAGUAGAUGGAAACUAUAUUGCCCAAGUUUUAGUUACAGCUGAUGACUAUGGAAUUGUAAAAUUAUUCCGGUAUCCCUGUUUGAGAAAAGGGGCCAAGUUUAAAAAAUAUAUUGGCCAUUCGGCUCAUGUAACUAAUGUCAGAUGGUCUCAUGAUUAUCAGUGGGUUAUUUCUAUUGGUGGAGCCGAUCACUCUGUCUUUCAGUGGAAAUUUAUUCCUGAAAGAAAACUAAAAGAUGCUCUUCACAUAGCACCACAAGAAAGUCUGGCUGACUCUAAUAGUGAUGAUUCAGAUUCAGAUCUAUCUGAUGUUCCAGAACUAGAUUCUGAAAUUGAGCAAGAGACACAACUCACCUACCGUCGGCAGGUUUACAAAGAAGAUCUACCUCAGCUUAAAGAACAGUACAAAGAAAAACAAAAAAGUGGUACUUCUAAAAGAAGAGAGCGGGCUCCAGGAAAUAGUAUUCGAUUACACUUUGUUCACGGUUACAGAGGUUAUGACUGUCGAAGUAAUCUGUUUUAUACUCAAAUUGGUGAAAUUGUGUACCAUGUGGCAGCAGUGGGUGUCAUUUAUAAUCGGCAGCAGAACACACAGCGCUUCUACCUGGGUCAUGACGAUGAUAUUCUCUGCCUGGCUAUUCAUCCUGUGAGAGACUAUGUGGCAACAGGCCAGGUAGGUAGGGAUCCUUCAAUUCACAUAUGGGAUACAGAGACCAUUAAACCAUUGUCGAUAUUAAAGGGCUACCACCAAUGUGGUGUCUGUGCUGUUGAUUUUUCAGCGGAUGGGAAACGGUUGGCUUCAGCUGGAAUAGAUGAUAGCCACUCUAUUGUGCUUUGGGACUGGAAGAAAGGAGAGAAACUUUCUAUAGCAAGAGGAAGUAAAGAUAAGAUUUUUGUUGUAAAGAUGAACCCCUACGUGCCUGAUAAAUUAAUUACAGCUGGAAUUAAACACAUGAAAUUUUGGCAUAGAGCAGGGGGAGGAUUGAUUGGAAGAAAAGGCUACAUAGGCGCACUGGGGAAAAAUGACACAAUGAUGUGUGCAGUAUAUGGAUGGACUGAAGAGAUGGCUUUUUCUGGAACAUCCGCAGGAGAUGUGUGUAUCUGGAGAGACAUCUUUCUUGUAAAAACAGUUAAAGCACAUGAUGGGCCAGUGUUCAGUAUGUAUGCAUUGGAAAAAGGAUUUAUAACUGGAGGAAAAGAUGGUGUAGUAGCUCUUUGGGAUGACUCCUUUGAAAGAUGUCUCAAGACCUAUGCUAUAAAAAGAGCUGCUUUGGCUCCAGGAUCUAAAGGUCUUCUCUUGGAAGAUAAUCCAUCUAUACGUGCCAUAUCAUUAGGACAUGGUCAUAUUUUAGUUGGCACAAAAAAUGGUGAAAUACUCGAAGUGGAUAAAAGUGGCCCGAUAACACUUCUGGUCCAGGGACACAUGGACGGAGAGGUGUGGGGUUUGGCUGUGCAUCCUUAUCUGCCCAUCUGUGCCACUGUAAGUGAUGAUAAAACCUUAAGAAUAUGGGAUCUCUCUCCUAGUCAUUGUAUGUUGGCUGUCCGGAAACUAAGAAAGGGUGGGAGAUGUUGCUGUUUUUCCCCAGAUGGUAAAGUUUUAGCUGUAGGACUCAAUGAUGGAAGUUUCUUAAUGGCAAAUGCAGAUACUCUAGAAGAUCUUGUAUCUUUUCACCACAGAAAAGAUAUUAUUUCAGAUAUUCGAUUUUCACCAGGUUCUGGGAAAUAUCUUGCAGUAGCAUCCCAUGACAGCUUUAUAGAUAUAUACAAUGUGAUGAGUAGUAAACGGGUGGGAAUAUGCAAAGGCGCUACCAGUUAUAUAACUCAUAUUGACUGGGAUAUUAGAGGAAAGCUUUUACAGGUCAACACUGGUGCUAAAGAACAGUUAUUCUUUGAAGCUCCCAGGGGGAAAAAACAAACCAUCCCCAGUGUGGAGGUAGAAAAAAUUGGUUGGGCAUCAUGGACAAGUGUGCUUGGUUUAUGCUGUGAGGGAAUUUGGCCAGUAAUUGGAGAAGUCACAGAUGUAACUGCCUCUUGCCUCACCAGUGACAAAAUGGUCCUAGCUACUGGGGAUGAUUUAGGAUUUGUGAAGUUAUUUAGAUAUCCUGCUAAAGGAAAAUGUGGAAAGUUUAAGAGGUAUGUGGCCCAUAGUACACAUGUCACAAAUGUUCGCUGGACUUAUGAUGACAGCAUGUUGGUUACCUUAGGAGGUGCAGAUAUGUCUUUAAUGGUUUGGACAAAUGAAAUGGAGGGCUAUCGAGAAAAGAGGCCUUGUGAUAGUGAAGAAUCUGACAUAGAUUCUGAAGAAGAUGGGGGUUAUGACAGUGAUGUUACAAGGGAGAAUGAAAUCAGUUACACCAUCAGAGCCUUAUCAACAAAUAUUCGCCCAAUGUUUGGAAUCAAGCCUCAUUUGCAACAAAAAGAACCCUCAGUUGAUGAGAGGCAGGGCAUAGUAAGAGGUUCCAGGCCCCCUGUGAGCAGGGCCCCACCGCAGCCAGAGAAACUCCAGACAAAUAAUGUAGGCAAGAAAAAGAGACCUAUAGAGGACCUAGUGUUGGAGCUUGUUUUUGGCUAUCGAGGAAGAGACUGUAGGAAUAAUGUUCACUAUUUAAAUGAUGGUGAUGAUAUAAUUUAUCACACUGCGUCCAUUGGAAUUCUACACAAUGUUGCUACAGGGACUCAGAGUUUUUAUCAGGAACAUAACGAUGAUAUUCUGUGCCUCACAGUAAAUCAGCACCCCAAAUUUAUCAAUAUAGUAGCAACUGGCCAAGUAGGUGAUUUAGCAGACAUGUCAGCUACAGCUCCUUCUAUCCACAUCUGGGAUGCAAUUAACAAGCAGACUUUAUCUAUACUAAGAUGCUACCAUUCAAAGGGAGUGUGUUCAGUCAGCUUCAGUGCUACUGGCAAACUCUUGCUGUCUGUGGGACUGGACCCAGAGCAUACUAUUACCAUUUGGAGAUGGCAAGAAGGUGCCAAAAUUGCCAGCAGAGCUGGUCAUAACCAACGUAUCUUUGUGGCAGAAUUCCGACCGGAUUCGGAUUCCCAGUUUGUGUCUGUGGGAGUAAAGCACGUGAAGUUCUGGACACUGGCAGGACGGGCUCUUCUUAGCAAAAAAGGGCUCCUGCGCCCCUUGGAGGAUGCACGGAUGCAGACCAUGCUCGCUGUGGCCUUUGGUGCAAGUAACUUGACGUUUACAGGUACUAUCAGUGGAGAUGUCUGUGUGUGGAAAGAUCACGUACUGUGUAGGAUCGUGGCCAGAGCUCACAACGGGCCUGUGUUUGCCAUGUACACCACACUGCGAGAUGGACUUAUUGUGACUGGUGGCAAGGAAAGGCCGUCGAAGGAAGGAGGAGCAGUCAAACUGUGGGACCAGGAGCUCAGGCGCUGCCGUGCCUUCAGGCUUGAGACAGGACAAGGCACAGACUGUGUUCGCUCUGUGUGCAGGGGCAAAGGCAAGAUACUAGUUGGGACAAGGAAUGCUGAAAUAAUUGAAGUUGGAGAGAAAAAUGCAGCAUGUAAUAUUUUAGUUAAUGGUCAUGUGGAUGGACCCAUAUGGGGACUAGUGACACAUCCUUCCAGGGACUUUUUCCUUUCUGCUGCAGAAGAUGGGACAGUGAGACUCUGGGAUAUUGCUGAUAAAAAGAUGCUAAACAAAGUGAAUUUGGGACAUGCUGCUCAGACUGUGUGUUACAGCCCUGAAGGGGACAUGGUGGCUAUUGGAAUGAAAAAUGGAGAAUUUAUUAUUUUACUGGUGAGCUCUUUAAAAAUAUGGGGAAAGAAGAGAGAUAGACGAUGUACAAUUCAUGAUAUCAGGUUUAGUCCAGAUUCCCGAUUUCUGGCAGUGGGUUCUAGUGAGAACUCAGUGGAUUUUUAUGACCUAACAUUGGGCCCCACCCUUAACAGAAUCAGCUACUGCAAAGACAUCCCAAGCUUUGUCAUUCAAAUGGACUUCUCUGCAGACAGCAGAUAUCUCCAGGUCUCCACUGGUUGCUAUAAACGGCAUGUCUAUGAAGUGCCUUCAGGAAAACAUCUUAUGGAUCAGGCUGCCAUUGACAGAAUUACUUGGGCUACAUGGACUAGUAUUCUAGGAGAUGAAGUCAUGGGAAUCUGGUCCAGACACGCAGAGAGGGCCAAUGUCAACUGUGCCUGCGUCUCUCAUUCAGGAAUCAGCCUUGUAACAGGGGAUGACUUCGGCAUGGUUAAGUUAUUUGACUUCCCAUGUCCUGAAAAAUUUGCAAAGCACAAAAGGUUCUUUGGUCAUUCACCCCAUGUGACAAAUAUUCGAUUUACCAGUGGUGAUCGACAUGUUAUUAGUGCUGGAGGCGAUGACUGCAGUUUAUUUGUCUGGAAAUGUGUACAUAUGCCUCACUGAAAGAUAUGGAUGCUCAGAAGACUCUUCAUAAAUUAACACCCUUGAGAGACCAGAAUUACAGAAGAGGGAGGAAAAAACCAGAACCACUGUGUGGUCAAGUGGUGCUAACCUAAGAUUGUUAACAGGGAUAAAUGUCCAGAAUCAUCAAAACAGAAGAUUGGAGAUUCAAAAUAUGUGCUCUAUGUACUGGAUAGCUGUUCAUAAUCCAUACACUGCCAGAUAAUUACAUUUCAAGGAAGAGGUGAAUGAACCCAUGCUGGUGAAAGCCAGCCCCCCCCCCCGCCCCACUUUGGGGGAGUGUGCAAAUCUGGCAGACCUGCUGAGGUGGGUUAGGGGACAGCACUUCUCAAAAAGCAAACUAAAACCUCAAAAACCCAACGUGGAUAGUUUUCUUUUUUUUAGCAAAUCUGUUUUUCUUUUUAGAAUUUAUAUUUUAUUUUCAAGGUUCAUUGUCUAAAUUUUAUCCUUAUAUUUACAUAAGGAAACACCAUCACCGACAAAGGAUCAGUUUUUAAAAGGCAAAUAUCAUUAUCCCUAAGGAAAUACACACAGGCUUUACUGGAGUAUUAAUGCUGCUUAAGCAUAAUAAAGCUCUUUAUAAAGUACAUUUUUCUCUUGACAGUUUCAAAUUCAGGAACAAAUCCAAAGUUAGUAGUAUAUGAUCACUACAAUUUCCUUUCUGCUGUCAAUCUUUUUAUAUUCAGAAGUUGUCUCCAUAGUUGAAAAGUAGAAACAUUAUAGCCUCAUUAAAGAAAAAGUAGUAUGAUGAUCAUUUCCCAUGGUGUACAAUUUAAGGCUUUAGAUAGGAACAGUAUUUAAAACUGGGAGAGAAUAUUGAAUAUUUAAAGAUGUAGUCUGUAAGAAAUAUGUUUAAACAUGUAAAGUGUUAAAUUCAUAUUUACGUUAUACAAUUUAGUAACUUGACAUUUUUAGUUUUUCUACUGGAAAAAUUUAAUUAGAUGAAUGCCUCCCCAUGGGUCAACAUCCAAAAGGAAUGAGUACAGGUGUACUUGCAAGACUUGUCUAUUGAAACUCCUUUUUGGCGGAUUGGGGCUAAACUCUUUAAGAUCUUUAUUCACUUUAAAUGCUGCCAAAGAUCAGUACUUGCCAUUCAGGAAUUUGCUGUUUAACCUAUUUGUAGUUUCCUGAAGAUUGGAAAUUAUGUAGACUGCUAUUUAAAAAUAUAUUUUUCUAAGUGUGAAAAAGUUUAAGAUGCUCUAUUGUCUUAAAAUUUUUUAUUUUAAUGUGUUAAUUAUCUUUGUAGCAGAAUAGACACCUUCAAGUUUCCAGAAAUCUCAGCUUGGUUUGACAAGACAUGGAGAUUCCUAGUAAUAUAUUUUGUAUGUCCAACUCCUUGUAAAUACUAAGAACAGAAAUGGCUGAAUUAUAUCACAACCUAACUAGUGACUAACCCUGGUCAGUUUUAAAGUCUGAAUAGCUAUGUCUAGAGGACUAAUUUAAGGCAUUAAGGAGCUUGAAACAUAAGAUCAUAUUCUUUCAUUAUUUAUCUCAAUCGAUUCUCCCAAAUUAAGCUAAAUUUUAGAAUACCUUUAAUGUUACGUUUCUAUUCAUAUAUAUUAUAAAGGCGGAAGUAAGGAAAAAAAUUCCCCUGAACCACCCUUUCCAUUUUUGAACCUGUUAAAGUUUACAGAUUUUCCAAAUUUGCCAGCUUUUGGCUAAAGAGAAAUUCCACUUUACAGAUAGAAACACUAUACCCUUAAGUAAACUUAUAUAUGAUAAAACAGGUUUCACUGCGUUUGUGUUCUUCCAGUGGCCAGUCUAACAAGCCAGGCUUAAUCACUGCUGUCAGCUUCACGAGCAAAGGUCAUGUUGAUUUUAAGCAGUCAGUCAUCCCACAAGCACCUUGCUUACACCAGCCAUCAGCUAAGGGAAGAUGAAUAACCACAAUGGGCUGUGUAUAUUCUGUCCUGUGUUUAUUGUUCUGGCCCAGAGAAUUAUUUUAUCAUGUACAGUGUGUAAGCUCCUGUUUGGACCUUAGGGCUUCUCCCAGCGCCUCCACUCCCGAUUCGGUGUACCCACACAUUCCAAAGCACACUGCUGCCACUCACGCGUGCCCUUGCCAUGCUCAUUCCCUUCUUUUUGUGACCCCUUUUUGAUGGUAGUUCAAGUUAUACAACGAAUGUCUUAUCAACCUUAGCUUGCCCAUAAACCAUAACCACUGAAAGAUUAAAACUCUUAAAUGUGUUUCCAGGCAAUAUAUAUUAAAUGCCAAAACCUAGUCUGGUUUUAGCAUGUUACUGACUUGUAAAAUGGCCUAACUGAACCACUUAAGCCCUUGUUCCCCAUUUAUGUUCUUUAUCGUGAAAUCCAACUAUAUACCAGAGCUACAUACUAAGAGUCUUUAAAUUUCUAGAGACAAUUCACAACAAAUUUCUUCCACAGAGAUGUAAAGCAUCUCCAGUAAAGAGCCCUGGAGAGAGCAUCAGAGGGGCACACUCUGGCUGACGUGAACGGCCCCUUCACCCAGGCCGCACUGCGCGGUGGCCCAGUGCCCCAGUGUGCUUUGUCUUCCUGCUUCUGGCUUCGCCAGGGUUUGGACCCAGCACAGCAAAGUGCAGCUGACAAAAUGGUUUCGUAACUGGUUAAUUCUUUCUUCUCCCAAUAGAAAAGCAAUGGCCAAAAAAACAACAGCCUGAUUGUUUUAUGCUCUUAAACUUGGACUUUUACACAUGUGGUUUUGUUAUCACUUGGGUAUAUAUAUGAACGCUGUUUUUUAAGAGUUAGCUUAAUUUGGUCCUGAGAAUAUUUUGAGUACUUUCCCUUUUGCAUUAAUUCACUCUUUUCUAACCAAGUUUUAGCUUUACUUUUUAAAAACUUCUAUACAUCAAGUCUUUAAAAUUAGUGAUCCAUUUGUUAUUUCAUCCUAAAGCAUUUGACACUUCUUGCCUUAACUAGUUUAAAAACCACACACACAAAACUGUAUGUAUUCAGUAGUCCAAAAGUUUAGUCCUAUUUUGUGGUUUACCCAUCUAAUUUCUGUAAUUAUAUUGUCUGUCAUUUAAAAUAUACUAUUUAAAUCUAAUUUCUACAUUUAAAAAAUUAUCUUCAGUAAUAAUGAAGUAUAUUUUCUGUGGGAUUAUUUCUCAGAAUGUUAUUUUUCAGAAUGUGAGAAUAUCUAUGUAUAGGUGUAAUCUUGGGAGUUUAAAGUCUGUUUUCUGAUACCUUAUGUAUAUACCUGUAAAAAGUUUUGUAUAAUUUUGUGAUAAUGUAGUUCCCUAAAAUAUUUAUUUAAAAAGUACAUGUUAAUAGUAAAUGAAAGCGUUUUAAGGAAUUGUUCAUGGUUUUUCACUUGCCGUUCCAGCUGUUCCCACCCCUUUCCACCCUGCUGCAGGUCACCCCAGUCAUCCUUCUCUGAGGAUAAGUGACUCGCUAUUUGGGAACCACUUAGCAAAGUGAUAUCCACCCUGAGGAGCCUGUAUUGUUAUCAUCAUGCUUUUCAAACUAAAUUCACUUAAAAUUAAAAAGGAUGGAAUGAGUUGGCCA
Molecule: messenger RNA, 9460 nt
Organism: Manis javanica (Malayan pangolin)
Lineage: Eukaryota; Metazoa; Chordata; Mammalia; Pholidota; Manidae
Source: RefSeq, a predicted model, not a curated record